Molecule: messenger RNA, 1506 nt
Organism: Perca flavescens (yellow perch)
Lineage: Eukaryota; Metazoa; Chordata; Actinopteri; Perciformes; Percidae
Gene: fbp2
Product: fructose-1,6-bisphosphatase 2
Exons: 7
Coding region: 115-1128 (337 amino acids)
Biological process (GO): fructose 6-phosphate metabolic process; gluconeogenesis; sucrose biosynthetic process
Cellular component (GO): cytoplasm; cytosol
Molecular function (GO): fructose 1,6-bisphosphate 1-phosphatase activity
Source: RefSeq, a predicted model, not a curated record
CAUGGCUCCGGGUAUGAAAAGGACGUGGCUGGUAAUGAGGUCGCUCACUCGCUGCUCGUCCUUCGCCUGAUCUGCUGCUGCCCACCAGGAGGAACAGAAGGACCAGAAACCAGCAUGUCGGACCAGUCGGCAUUUGACACUGACGUAUGGACCCUGACCCGGUUUGUCAUCGAGACCGGCCGCCAGGCAAAGGGAGCGACCGGUGAGCUGACCCAGCUCAUUAACGCCAUGCUGACCGCCAUCAAAGCCAUUUCUUGUGCUGUGCGAAAGGCAGGCCUGGUCCACUUGCAGGGCUUGGCGGGCUCUGUGAACGUGACGGGGGACGAUGUGAAGAAGCUGGACGUGCUGUCUAACGAAAUGGUCAUCAACAUGCUGCAGGCCUCCUACAGCACCUGCUGCAUGGUGUCGGAGGAGAACAAGGAGCUCAUCGUCACUCCCAAAGAUAAGAGGGGAAAGUAUGUGGUCUGUUUUGAUCCUCUGGACGGCUCCAGUAACAUCGACUGCUUGGCUUCUAUCGGCACCAUAUUUGCCAUUUACAAACGGGUAUCAGAGGGGGAGCCCACAGAGAAAGAUGCCCUGCAGCAGGGGAACAACAUUGUGUGUGCAGGAUACACCCUGUACGGCAGCGCCACCCUGGUGGCCCUCAGCACCGGCGCCGGCCUCAACUUCUUCAUGUUGGACCCUGCCAUCGGCGAGUUCAUCCUGACCGACAGGAACGUGAAGAUCAAGCAGAAGGGGAAGAUCUACAGUCUUAAUGAGGGCUACGCCAAGUACUUCCACCCCUCCAUCAACGAGUACCUCAAGCACAAGAAGUACCCAGAGGAUGGCGGCGCUCCCUACGGAGCUCGUUAUGUGGGCUCUAUGGUCUCAGAUAUUCACCGCACCAUCGCCUACGGGGGGAUCUUCAUGUACCCCGCCAACGAGAAGAGCCCCAAGGGAAAGCUGCGGUUGUUGUACGAGUGCAACCCCAUCGCUUUCCUCAUCGAGCAAGCGGGAGGCCUCGCCACCACCGGCACGCAGAGGAUACUGGACGUUCAGCCCGAAGCGCUCCACCAGCGGGUUCCCUUCGUGGCCGGCUCCCCUGAUGACGUCAACGAGUACUUGACCUUUGUCAAGAAGUACCAGUGAUUUACUUCAGGGAUUCUCCAAAUGUUUCUAUUAAAAAAAAUAAAAAUAAAAAAAAAAAGGCCAGAAUUUGGUUUUCUCCCAAUGCCAAGAAAGUUAUUUUUGGAUCUUUGAUUAUACAUGUAUGAGUUGUCAAAUCUCUUGAUCACAGAAUAAUACUUGAAUACUUGAAUACAUCUAAACCAGAUAAGUUUCCCAUAUUGUUUGCAAUAUUGUGCAGCACAGAAAAGAAAGAAAAGUGGUUACUUAAUAAGAUUAUGACAUGUUUUAAUAAGUGAUGAUCCAAAGGGACAAGUGUGUCCUCUACAGCUUUCCAUACAUUGCAGCUUGUCCUUGCAUCUCAACAUUUAGAAGUCAAUAAACAAAAGAUUUUUCAAAACA